Molecule: messenger RNA, 657 nt
Organism: Knipowitschia caucasica
Lineage: Eukaryota; Metazoa; Chordata; Actinopteri; Gobiiformes; Gobiidae
Source: the annotation of a GenBank genome assembly
AUGGAAAAGCGUUUGUCGUCCAGUGUGUGUUCCCUGAUCUCCUCACAGUCAAACGUCCUCACCGUGACGUUGGUCAGAGAAGGCACAACACCCAGGGACACGGGACAAGUGAAAAUGGCCUCCAUGAUGAGAUGGUGUGUGGUGCUGUGUGCGCUCCUGUGUGUGUUGCUGUGUUGGAGCCGCUCUGCAGACGCCUAUCCUGCCAAACCCGAGAGUCCAGGCAACAGCGCGUCCCCGGAGGACUGGGCCAAGUACCACGCAGCCGUGCGCCACUAUGUGAACCUCAUCACCAGACAGAGGUACGGGAAGAGAUCAUCUCCAGAAGACUUGGGAUGGCUGCUCUUUGGAGCCGACUCUGAGCCACGGUCGGAAUACAGCGAUCAGUGUGACCAGAGCCGCUUCAUCACCUCCUUCACACAGACUCACGGAGCCGCUCGGAGACGCUCGGAGCCGCUCGGUGGUCGUGUGCGCAGCGUGUGUUUGUCUGUGGUCCAUGACGGAUCUCGCGUCCAGGUCCAACCCCGAGCUGCUACACGACCACAGCCCGGAGAGGAGCCCCCCGUCCCCGCGUCCGGAGGUGUGAGGUGUGGGUACCCCUGGAGGAGACGAGUUAACUCAUCAAUAUUUACGGACGACACGGAGAGAAGCUCGUUCUGA